Molecule: messenger RNA, 5836 nt
Organism: Oncorhynchus gorbuscha (pink salmon)
Lineage: Eukaryota; Metazoa; Chordata; Actinopteri; Salmoniformes; Salmonidae
Product: nestin-like
Exons: 6
Coding region: 179-5122 (1647 amino acids)
Biological process (GO): positive regulation of intermediate filament depolymerization
Cellular component (GO): intermediate filament
Molecular function (GO): CCR5 chemokine receptor binding; intermediate filament binding
Source: RefSeq, a predicted model, not a curated record
AUCUCACCAGCGGUCACACUAGAGGAGGCAAGCAGCCUCACAGCACAUUCUGACCCUCACACACAGGCUUGGAGAGAGAGACCAAAUCAGCACCUCACACACAUUGACAGAAACUGCUUGCUCCAGAGCGAGGCCCUCUUUACUCAACCAGCAUCACUAUCUGUCCUCUCUCUCUGACAUGGAGCUCCACAGCCUCCGACACCACCACAGCCACCGGACCGACAACAAGCUCCAGAUGCUGAACCUCAACCAGCGCCUGGAGACCUACCUGGGCCGAGUGAGGCUGCUGGAGGAGGAGAACAAGCUACUAUGCCAGGAGCUCCAGGCCCUGAGGGUCAGUGGCCAGGGGGGGCGGAUGGGCCUGGAAGACAAGCUGAGCCUGGCCAGGCAGGAGGUGGAGGAAGCCUGGAGGGAGAAGGACCGGGUGGAGCUGGAGCUAGGGAGUAUGGGUGAGGAGCUCCAAGUCCUGGGGCUGCAGAGACGGUGGGAGGCGGACGCCCAUGUGGAGGUGAAGAAGAAGCUGGCAGACAGCAGGAAGGAGAUGGAGGAGGAGAAGAGGGCUCAGAUCUGGUUAAGAGAGAAGGUGAGCCAGCUGGAGAAACAAAUCCAGUUCCAGAUACAAACCCACCAGGAAGAUGUUGCUGGCUUCCAGGCUACACUAAUCCAAGUCAGACCUGCCCUGCCAUCUCCUCCACCCCAAACGGGCACCCAGCUUCCAAGCCUCCAGGACCUGGGUGAGGAGUACUCCCAGAUGGCUGUCAGGGCAUGGCAUGAGGCGGCCAUGGUGUUUCAGGGCCAGGUAGACAGCCUGGACGAGUCUCUAAACCAGGCCAGAACCCGGUUGGCCCAGGUGGGCCAGGAGAAGAAUGAGAGCCAACUGAAACUUCAUGCCCUGGAGAAUGAGCUGUAUUCAGCCCAGGAUAGAAGGCAGUGUCUGGAGAGGAGUGUGGCCAAACAGAGAGACGGACAGAGGCAAGAGAUACAAAACCUGCAGGCCCAUCUGGAGGUGUUGGAGAUGGAGAAGGGGGCACUGGGAAAUCAGAUUGACACUCUUCUGACAGAAAGUAGGGGUCUGGUGCAGCUGAAGAUGUCUCUAGGCAUGGAGGUGGCCACAUACAGAGCUUUACUGGACAAUGAAAGUCUGAUGGGGGAUUUCUCUUCAACAAAUCAGCUAAGGAGUACCUACACAUCUGAUGGAGUCCCCAGCUCUCGAGGGGUUAAGCAAAGCUUCCAGACACAGCUGGCUACCAGUCACAUGAUCAGUCCCUUCUCUACCAUCCAUAGAGCAAGCCCACGAUCCAAUGUAACCACGAUGUCCGCAUCACCAAUCUGGACUCAAAACCAGGUAACCCUGAACGAAACACCUGAGAGUUGUCGAAAGACAGAGGAAGAGCAUGUUGACUUUGACUUAGGGUCCAACCGGCAGGUUAUUUGGUCAACGCCUUACCCCAAAGUACCACAGGAUGGAAUUUCAGUCGACCACUUCAGACCCCAAGAUGUCCAUGAAGAAGUCAACUAUGCUGAGCCUCUCUCACCUCCCACUGAAGAGGCAGGAGCUGAUGUUGUAUCUUGGCUUGGUUCUGACCAUAAGGAACAAUCCAUGUGGGAUUUAGAAAAGGAGGAAGAGGAUCAGAACAUAGUCAGAACCUGGGUUGCUAAAGACAAACCAGUUCUGGAACAUGCCAUGAGUCACCAGGUUGAGAUCAGCUUCAGUAUGCCAACUGUGUUCAGCACUGAUGCUCAAGAGCCAUACAGCCCUUCAGUGAGCUUUGAGAGAGCAGGUUCAGUGACAGGGGCACAUUCUGCUUUCUCGGCGAAUGAUGAUAAUGAUGUACCUUUUGAAAUGUCUUCUGAAAAGGAGGAACCUCUACUAGAUCUGCCUUACGGUCCCAUGAAUGCAUUGGAGGAAAGAGAUCUCGAAACAGCAAGGAAAGACGCUGAAUGGGUGGGGAAAGAAGGCUUGGAGUCUGAAACUAAAUUAGUGCUAGAACCUGCAUUUGAGACCUUCACUAUCAGUCAAGCUUUUGAGUACAACAAGCCAAAAGAGUUCAACCAAGAGGACAAUAUGUCAUAUGCAUCUACUCAAGCCUCCCACGGUUCAGAAGAGGCAUUUCACCAUGUUAAAAGUGUGGAGGAAGAUGUUAUUAAUCUCACAAAAGAGGAUGAUGAAAACUACAUGUCUAACAAAGAUGAGGAGCAAUUGGAAGAUGAAUUGCGCCCCUAUGGGUAUGGUAAGGAUGAUUGUGAAAGAUUGGCUGGGUUCAAUAACGAAAAUUGUGUGACAGAAAGAAUCGAUAAGUUCAACCGAGAGGCGAUUAUCUCAUAUGAAUCUGCUCAAGCUUCUCACUGGUCAGAAGAGGUAGUAUUUCACCAUGUUGAAAGACUGGAGGAAGGUGAUAUAAAUUUCACAAAAGGGGAUGAUGAAAAUGAUAUGUAUAAUAAACGUGAGGAACAAUAUGCAUUGCACCCCAAUGGGGAUGUAAAUGAUGAAUGGGAUAGAGUGGGAGGAUGCAAUGAAGAGAAUGGAAUUAGAGAAAGAAUGGAUGAAGGAAUGGAUCAAGAAGGAAAGGAUCAUAUGAAAGAGGAAGAGAUGUGGAAUAACAGAGAAACCCAACCAAAUCAGUCUGAUCAAGAGCAUAUACCUUUAGGCAGAGAGAAUAUAUCCGACAAUGACAAAGAGGAUCAUGAUGAGGCAAACUACUGUCAAAAUACUUCUGUUUCAUGGAGGGCUGAGCUAGAUGGUGACAGCUACGCUCAGGACAACACACUGGCCGACACACACCCCCUGAUCCGUUACAAGAGUGACGAGACGGAUGCCAACACUCAGGCUUCACACAUGGGCGAGAGUGACUCCAGUGAUGGUGAACAGGACAGGGAGGUUUGCCAGACAGGAUCAGGCACCUGGGGCGAAGGCAAGUCCAAACAGUUUGACACCAUGGAGGAUCUGUAUGAAGAGUCAGAAGGGGAUGUCAUAGAUCAGGAACGUAACAUGGGCUCCACUCACCAAGAGGACGUGGAUGCUUGCCAAACAAAGGAGCAUGCUACACAGGAGAACGAUGAGGAGAAUGCAGUAGAUCAGUUGAUUCAGGAGGCAGAAGAGGAGCAAUCCUAUGAGGAACUUACAGAACCUGGAGAGUACUCCAUGAUGUGCUCCGAUGAGGACUAUAAUGAAGAAAGAAUUGAUAGAUUGGUGGAGCAAGAGUUAGAGAAUUUAUCUAUAUCCAGUUACAGUGAACACUUUAAUGGGCAGAUGAUUGAGAGCGAGUCAGUACUGAGUCUUCAAAUUGCGUCUCACACUGAACUUUCCCAGACACAAGACAUAUUAUACAGUGAGGAGGUAGAGCAGAUACACUCAGAGAGACUGAAUCAAUCUGAGCAAGACCAUAUGACCUCAGGCGGCGAGGAACUGAAUCAAUCUGAGCAAGACCAUAUGACCUCAGGCGGCGAGGAACUGAAUCAAUCUGAGCAAGACCAUAUGACCUCAGGCGGAGAGAAACUGAAUCAAUCUGAGCAAGAGCAUAUACCCUCAGACAGAGAGAAACUGAAUCUCACCGAGCAAGAUAAUAUACCUUUAGGCGGAGAGAAACUAAAUCAAUCCGAGCCAGGGUAUAUAACUUCAGGCGGAGAGAAUUUGAAUAAAUCUGAGCAAGAGCAUAUACCUUCAAACGGAGAAAAACUGAAUCAAUCCCAGCAAGAGCAUAUACCUUUAGGCGGAGAGAAAAUUAAUCAAUCCGUUCCAGAGUAUAUACCCCAAGGCAAAGAGAACAUGAAUCAAUCCGAGCAAGAGAAUAUAACUUCAGGCGGAGAGAAACUGAAUCUAUAUGCGCAAGAAAAUAUACCCUCAGACGGUGAGAAAAUUAAUCAAUACGAGCAAAAGAAUAUACCUUCAGACAGAGAGAAACUGAAUCAAUCUGAGCCAGAGUAUAUACCCUCAGGUGGAGAGAAACUGAAUCAAUCUGAGCCAGAGUAUAUACCCUCAGGUAGAGAGGAACUGAAUCAAUCUGAGCCAGAGUAUAUACCCUCAGGUGGAGAGGAACUGAAUCAAUCUGAGCCAGAGUAUAUACCCUCAGGUAGAGAGGAACUGAAUCAAUCUGAGCCAGAGUAUAUACCCUCAGGUGGAGAGGAACUGAAUCAAUCUGAGCCAGAGUAUAUACCCUCAGGUAGAGAGGAACUGAAUCAAUCUGAGCCAGAGUAUAUACCCUCAGGUGGAGAGGAACUGAAUCAAUCUGAGCCAGAGUAUAUACCCUCAGGUGGAGAGGAACUGAAUCAACCUGAGCCAGAGUAUAUACCCUCAGGUGGAGAGGAACUGAAUCAAUCUGAGCCAGAGUAUAUACCCUCCGAGGUUCUGUAUUCAAUGACCUCUAGGAUUCGAAUGACACCUGAACACACGUCUCUUAGAGAAAGUUCAGAAAUAUCCAAAGCAGACUAUUUGGCUCAAGGUAAUGUCUUCAGUGAGGAACUGGGAACUGAAGCUGUACCAGACAAAAUAGAAGGACAGGAUGACCAGAACCUUUCUAUGCUGACUCAUGAAGACUUUACUGAAAGCCAUUCUAUCCACAGCAGUUUAAACAGCAGGCCUGAGAGUCAAACCAACAUGAACAACUCGGAUAUAGAAGAGUCCAACAGCACAGAUGAUGAGUCUCCAAAUGCAAGCCAGUAUUUGCAACGUACCAACGGAGCAAAUCUAACUGCAGAUCAGGUAGACUUGUUAGAUGUGGAGGUCUCUCACUAUGAGGAUUGCAAUGCUCUUAUAGAACAUUCUGCAGAGGAGGUCACUAGCUAUCUGGAAAGUCAUGAAUGUCUUCAGACAGACAAAUGGGAAGUCUUAGAAAGUCCAAACAAACACCUGGAAUCUGGAGAUCCUUUUGCAGGUCACAAGAGAGACUCUGAGAGAUCAUCCAAAACUGACAGCGAAGGCCGGGACCUCCACAGCUUCCUCAGCUCUGGUGUACACAGCAACUUCUGGGGUUCCAAUCUGGAAACAGGAGCCUCCUAUCAACCGGACGAGCCAUAUGACCAUGUGACCAAGCUACACAAUCAGAACCUAGCCUUGGCUGAUAACCUAUCCUGGGUGGAUUUGGAAUCCACAGGCGGCCAAUUGGAACAUAAAGAUGGACAGUGACACACCUUAAGCUUCCACCCUUGAAGAAGAGGACAACCAGAUGCCCUCACAGGUGAAGCAGCUGGUGUGUAGAGAUGUAGUAGAGGGUGUGAAUGUGACUUCUGAAGGUUCUGAAGAUGAGGGAGACUCCAGGUCAUCUGGGGAAGAAUAGGAACAAUUUCAGCAUGGUUUCUAUAAGGAGUAAAGUAGAAGUAACAAGUGUUAUUGAGAGUGUAAUACUAUUUACACUUUACAGGCUUUGAAUAUGAGCAUUGAUUCACAUUGAUCCUUACAGUGAAAAGUAAAUGAAAGGAUAAUAUGUCACAGAAUGUCAUGACAAUUCAGUGUUCUCUGGAAUCCUUGGGAUGUUCCUACCCUAAACCCCAACCUUAACCCCUACCCUACCCUUACCUUAACCCUAGAAUAUAACCAUAACCCUUACCUACACCAUUUCAAAUGUCAACUUCAAUGGGGUAGGGACGUCCCAAGGAUGCGAGAUAGCAUGGACCGUCAAAUAUUUAUGCUGUUUUCAAAAGCCAAAGUUGUGCCUUGGUGCACACCCUGCUGACACUAACCACCAGUGUACCUACUCCAUUUCAAGACAUUGAGGGCCAAUUGUGUAAGUUUUACAAAUGUAUGUUUGAAUAGCCAUUUUUGUAUUCAAUGACCUCUAGGAUUCUUUGGAAAAAGUAACUUAGUUAAAAACCAAAUAAAGGACAUUUGAAAGUCAAAGCA